GGCGCUUGAAACUUUUUUCAUGGCUUAAACGACGCGCGUUAACGGUUAAGAAAACAUAAAGCAACAAAUCAAAUUUGAAUCUGCUGAGCUGACAUUAGCAAAUGGCAUAAAAAAAAUUGCAGCCAAGACAAAGGCAAAGCAAUUGACAUUUGGCAAACAAAAAGUAAUGGCUGCUGCCUUUGAAGAUGCCACAAACUGUGGCGGCCUGAAGCGUCAGGCAACAAAAUAUCCGCAUGGCUUAAAUAUCACAGUGCAGACAGUGGAUGAGCCCAGAGCUGUGGAUUAUACACGCGCCGAUGUGGCAGAAACACAAAAAUAUCGCAUUGGCGUCAUGGGCAGCUCCGAAACUUUGGCCGAGUUGCAAGUGCGUCGCUAUAAAUAUCCAGCGAAUUAUUAUUUGAAGCAGCAGCAGCAAAGUAAGUUGCCAGCCAAGCCUACAACGACGCCCUGGUUGCUGCUUAGCCACGUUAGACGCGCCUGCCGCUGGCAAUAUUUACGCUGGCCCAUUAUUUUCAUUGCCAGCGUGCUGCUGUUCUUCGGUCUGAUCACCUACUGUCUUUGGUUGCAUGAUGUGAGUGUGGCACGUGCACGCUACUUGCAACGUCGACGCUACGAAGCCACCUCAAGCACUGAAUUGAUCGAUGAGGAUGCCGCCAGCACCACGACCGAAGAGUCAACAAUUGAUACAACCACAACAGCGCCACAUGCCACAUCAUUUGCCAAUGCCGACGACGCCGAUGAUGACUAUGAUGAUGUUCUGUUGCCUGCGGACAGCAUACGCUUCACAUCGGGUCAUCAGAACAGCUUUGGUGUGCCCAUCGAACAGGAUAAACGCAUGUUGCAGCUGCUCAAAGAUUUGCUACCCAAGCCACAAGCAACAGCACCGACUAAUGUGCAUCUGUUGACACGCGUCUCCCCCACACUGCCGCCACCCUCGGGCAUCAAUGGACGACCCACUGAGGCAAUGACCACAACGCCAGCUACGAAUAGCGGCAGCGGCUGCUACUCGACGGCAUUGCCAAUGUGUCGCGGCAUCUUGGACUAUGAUCUGACCUACAACAAUGCAAGUGGAGCGCCGCGGGAUGCGGCUUCGAUGCAAGCCUAUGAGGAACUAAUUAGCGCCAACUGCUCCGCUCGUGCGGUGGAGUUUCUAUGCUAUGCACUGGAGCCGGAGUGCAGACCAGUGGACAUAGGACAGCUGCCGCCAUGUCGACGCAUUUGCAAAGCUAUAUUGGAGGCAUGUUCAAUUGUUAUUGCUGCAUCUGAUCAGCUGAGCGAACUCUUCGACUGCAGUCAAUAUCCCGAUGCGCAUGAGACGCACAAAUGCGAAGAUCCCAGCAGACGUCGCGACUUUUGCUAUCACAAUGAGUUUCAAUGUCACGAUGGUUCCUGCAUACCGCAGCAAUGGCAAUGCGAUAAUAUAAAGGAUUGCUUGGGUGGCGAGGAUGAGGAUGAGCAGUGUUUGGUUUGCGAGCACGAAGAGUUUCGCUGUCGCUCCAACGAAAAAUGCAUAGCCGAGCAGCUGCGCUGUGAUCUCAACUUUGAUUGCUUCGAUGGCAGCGAUGAGGAGGAUUGCGAUGAUUACGGCUCCGGCGAUGCGGCGCCCUUCGAUGAGGCGGAGCUGAAUGCAUUUCCACGCAUCUUCAGCUAUGCCAGCUUUCUCUCCCCCAAUGAGACAAACGAAAAGCUCUACACUUAUAUAACGGCCACAACGGAUGAGGAGGCGGGCACGGAAACUAAAUUUCAGCUACAUCAGGUCGCUGCACCAGCGCCGGAGACGACGCUAAUGCCGCCGCCAGCGGUCGCUGCCACCAACACAAGCUCCGAAGAGCAGCCAGGCGGAGCCAAGGGCUUUGUGAACUUUCGUGACAGCAAGGAGAUAAUGAUGACAAGCGAUUCGGAGAAUAAAUUUAAAUACUCAGCGCAGCGUGCGAAUCGCACCAGCAGCAAAUUUAGCAUAACAACAGCAACGAUGCCUACGCGUAGUGCAAGUGCAAUACCCAACUCGGCAUUGUUGCAACAACGCGAAAGAGAACGCAUUGCAACGUUUACAAGCAGCAGCAGCAGCAGCAGCAGUGGCAGCAACAGCGGCAGCAGCACUACAACCACAACAACAACAACCACAGAGCUGACGCCAACGCGUGCAACUGGACGCUGCUUGCCACACGAGCUGCGUUGUGUUAGUGGCAAGUGCAUAACUGUCAAUCAGCUGUGUGAUAAGCAAAUCGAUUGCCCCGAUGCAGCAGAUGAAAUAAUGUGCGUCUAUAGAGAGCGACCAAGCGCUAGAAUUUCAACAACAACAACCACAACAACAACAGCUAAAACUACAACAACAACAACUACACCAGCUAUAAGUACAACAACAACGCGUCGCAAUGUACGCACCACAGCCAAUCGAAGUCGAAAGCCCAAGUCUUAGCAAAUCAAACAACAACAACAACAACAACAAUUUCUUAUUUAUAACUUUGCUAUUUGCCUAUCGCUAUUUUCUUUAAAAUUUUUAACGCUAUAUGUAUGAUAUAUACCUUUGGGUUUUUAGUUUUGUAAGCCAAC
Drosophila busckii is the source of this 2553-nucleotide messenger RNA. RefSeq lists its product as uncharacterized. Gene Ontology annotation, cellular component: plasma membrane. The transcript is spliced from 6 exons. The record is from RefSeq and is a predicted model, not a curated record. Lineage: Eukaryota; Metazoa; Arthropoda; Insecta; Diptera; Drosophilidae. Bases 167 to 2419 code for a protein of 750 amino acids. Gene Ontology annotation, molecular function: protein binding.